GUGCCCUCCCGGCGAUCCGCGGGCACGGCGGCUACGCGUACGCGGCGGCGGCCGGCUCGGCGCUCGCCCGCGAGGCCUGGGCCGCCCUCGACGUGAGCGACGUGCGGAGUCUGGAGGCUCCCGGUCAGGCGACGCACCCCUUCUGGGCCCUGGAGAGUGAGCAGCUGUGGAGCCCCCGCGUGCCCGCCUGCGUCGUGUCCCUCUUCCUGGCGGGGCUGCUCUGCUCGGCCGGCGGCAUAGGAGGCGGCGGCAUUUACGUCACCGUCCUCAUGGUCGCAGGAGGUCUCACCGUCGACGAUGCGGUGCCGUUGUCGAAGGCCGUGGUGUUUCUGGGCUCCCUCGCGUCCCUGGCGCUGAACGCGAGGAAGGAGUGCGUGGCGCAGGGCAGCUCGCGGGCGCUGAUCGACUACAGCGUGUGCCGCCUGGUCGUCCCCUCGCGGGCGCCGGCCGACGCCCCCCGGCGAUCGGCACCUACCUGGGCGUGCUGCUGA
Molecule: messenger RNA, 491 nt
Organism: Prorocentrum cordatum
Lineage: Eukaryota; Dinophyceae; Prorocentrales; Prorocentraceae
Source: the annotation of a GenBank genome assembly